UAAACUGGUUUGCCAAACGCCAUUAAACCCUAAAGAAGAAGAACGUGGAAAACGUACACAAUAAAGAUGGCGUCUUCCAGCGAGGCAACGGUGAAUGAUCCACACGUGGGGAAAAAGAAGAAGCCUCCAGCUCGUUACUGGCAGGAGCCAAAAGAGGAGGGGAACGAUGAGAACAAAGUGGGGAAAGGAGGAGAACAGACUGAACAGGCUGUGCAGCAGAAGAAGCAAAAGAUACAGAAAUCAAAGAAAAGAAAACAAGGAGGGGUUCAGAGCAAUGGAAAGAGAUUCAUAUCAGGGAAAUCAGACCCUUUCCCUGGGCCCGCUCCUAUUCCAGAAGAUAGAAUGCAGAAGUUCAAGAGGAAAGAUAAAAUUAAAAAGCCUCGCAGCCGGAAUUAUAAGCUAAGGGACAUGGUAGCUCGCUCAGAAGAAGCUUCAGAAAUGGCCCAGAAACAAGCAGCCCGGUUUGACCUUCUACUCCCAGAGGACGCAGGGUUUCUAGUAGGAGAUGAAGAUGAGGACACGUAUACGAUCUCACAGGAAGAUAUUGCUGAUGCUGUGGAUAUAACAUCUGGGGCAAAGUAUUUUAAUCUGAAACUGUCUCAGUUUGGACCAUAUCGAGUGGAUUACAGCAAGACUGGACGGCACCUACUGCUUGGUGGGAGGAGAGGCCACGUUGCUUGUAUAGACUGGCAGUCCAAAGAGCUGAUGUGUGAGAUAAACGUGAUGGAGUCUGUCAACGAUGUCAAGUGGCUCCAUAGUGAGGCCAUGUAUGCAGUGGCUCAGAAGAAGUGGCUGCAUAUCUAUGACUCCAAUGGAAUAGAGCUCCACUGCAUCCGCAAAUUCAAUGACGUUCUCCGUAUGCAGUUCCUCCCCCACCACUUUUUGCUAGCCACAGCGAGUGCUACAAGUUUCCUUCAGUACCUGGAUGUGUCUGUGGGAAAGGAGGUGGCUGCCAUCUGCACCAAGACUGGCCGGCUAGACGUGAUGUGCCAAAACCCUCACAAUGCCAUCAUCCACCUGGGCCACCACAACGGCACGGUCACCCUCUGGUCGCCCAACCAGAAAGAAGCCCUCGUCAAGAUGCUCUGUCACCAGGGCGGCGUGCGCUCUGUCACUGUAGACAAGACGGGCACAUACAUGGUGACAUCUGGCAUGGAUAAAAAGCUGAUGGUAUAUGACAUUAGAUCCUUCAAGCCCCUCCAGUCCUACUUCCUCCCUGCUGGAGCUUCCUGUUUGUCACUGAGCCAGAGGGGGCUGCUGUCUGCAGCCACCGGGGAUAUUGUUCAGGUGUACAGGGACGUGUGGAGCACACCAGUGACUAAACCCUACAUGGCUCACAGAGUUCAAAGAACAGUUUGGGGGCUGCACUUCUGUCCCUUUGAGGACGUUCUCGGGGUGGGACACGGAGACGGUUUCACCAGCAUGCUCGUACCAGGUGCGGGAGAGCCCAACUUUGACGGUCUGGAUGCAAAUCCAUACCGCAGUGCGAAGCAGAGGCAAGAGUGGGAGGUUAAAGCCCUGCUGGAGAAGAUCCAGCCAGAGCUCAUCAGCCUAGACCCCACCGAGCUGGGACAGGUUGACCUUGCCACCUUUGAGCAAAGGCAUCAAGACAGAGUCGAAGCUCUGGGCUUUGACCCACUUGCCAAAGAAAGAUUUACUCCCAAGUAUAAGAAGAAGGGUCGUAGUUCUGCUGGGAAUGUUGAACGGCGCAAGAAACAAGUGGCUCAUGUGGACCAGAGGGAAGUAAUCAGAAAAACUAUGGGGGAUAAAAUGAAGAUGGAAAAAGAGAUCAAGGACAAAGAGAAGAAGGCGGCAGUGUUGUCUAGCCAGAGAUCUGCUCUGGAUAGAUUCAAAAAAUAAAAAGGAGGACUCUUGUGCAGGCCAGAACCCAGUGACAUCCUGUAAGAAUGACUGUUGAACUUCCCAUAAUAUAAAGGAAACAUUAUUUUGGACACAUCACUUCACUGUGGGAACAAAACACCAACUUGCAGAAAUUCUGGAUAUAGUCAGCUAGUAAAGAGUCAUUGUGAUGGGGGACAGUUCAUCUGUAAUCAAUGUUGAGUGCAGUCAUUGGACAGUUCUAUUUUAAUGCCUGUAGCCUGAAGCACUUUGUCUACAUGGGUGGGUAAUGUGAAGUGCGUUGGCUGACAUGGGUGUCACCCAGAAUUUGCAUCAAGUUGAGGGACUUUUAUUCUCUCUACUGACAAUAUUUUUUCACUUGUGUUUGACAUUGUCUAAUGGAGUGCUGUGGUAGCUGAACUGUCUAAAUAUAUGUCAAGAUGUUUUUAUAUAAAUAUGUUCUAAAAAUAAACAACAUAAUGCCAAA
This is a messenger RNA of Micropterus dolomieu (smallmouth bass), 2326 nucleotides long. RefSeq names its product WD repeat domain 46 (gene wdr46). The transcript has 14 exons. NCBI's taxonomy places the organism in Eukaryota, Metazoa, Chordata, Actinopteri, Centrarchiformes, Centrarchidae. The coding region runs from base 67 to 1860 and encodes 597 amino acids. Gene Ontology annotation, cellular component: nucleolus; 90S preribosome; small-subunit processome. Gene Ontology annotation, molecular function: protein binding. Gene Ontology annotation, biological process: maturation of SSU-rRNA from tricistronic rRNA transcript (SSU-rRNA, 5.8S rRNA, LSU-rRNA). The record is from RefSeq and is a predicted model, not a curated record.